CUCAUCAUACCAAUCUCAGGUGGAACCAACAGUAGCAACUACCUAUCCAUAUAUAGAUAUGUUUAUAUAAAUAUAUCUAGCUAGACACUGAUAUAUAUAUAUAUAUGUAUAGCUAUAGAGAGGAACAUUCACUAACCAAAUUAAAAAAACCCUCUUACUGAGUUUUCUUUUCUGUUCUAGCUACUGUAUGCUUUUCUCUCUGAAGCAGUAACCCUAACCAACCAUUUUUAAUUUUCAGAUCGGGAGAAUAGUAAGAGCCAAACGUUUUUCCUCCUUUCUCUAUUUAUUAAUAUUUUUUUUUUCUCUUUAAUAAUAUAUAUUGAGAGACUAUUUAAGAGAGAUGAUGUUUCCCUAUUGUAGUAACGAUUACCAAAAUUUCCCACGCACUAAUCAGACGCAUCAGAUUAUUGAUGAGAAGCGAGAUCGUCAAAACCCUGACUGUUACUCACAGCUGCCCACAUUUUCUGAAGGCGAAAGGCUCAUGUAUAGUCAUUUACUACCAAUGAUCACUCCAGCCGCCACUACUGCUACCACUAAUGCUAUCAGAACUAGUGCGAGUGAUGAUUAUGUCACUACUUCAACUUUCUCAUCAAAAGGGUUUUCGAAGAGGAAGCAGAUCGAAAGAAGUGGUGGGGAGAAAACGACGAAGGUUAAUAACCCCAGAAGAAGAGCUGGGAAGAAGGACCGGCAUAGCAAGAUCUCGACGGCUCAGGGCCUCAGGGACCGGAGGAUGAGGCUUUCCCUUCAAAUAGCGAGAAAGUUCUUUGAUCUCCAAGACAUGUUGGGUUUCGACAAAGCAAGCAAAACCAUCGACUGGCUGUUCAACAAAUCAAAAACUGCCAUUACAGAGCUCAAACAUUCGUUAAUAACUAAGCGGAGUAAUGAUGGUGACGGUGACGAUGAUAAAGAUAAUGAAAUCUUGGUGGUGAAUGAAGACACCAUGCCUGGUAGAGAGAUCAAAAAGAAGAACAAUUUCAGGAAGUUAUAUCAUUCUAAAGUGGCGAAGGAAUCAAGAGACAUGGCUAGAGCGAGGGCUAGAGAAAGAACAAGAGAGAGAUUAUUGCUUCAAAAAUCCACACAGAAAAUCUCUCAACCGGAGACUACUCUGAAAAAUAUAGUGGCGGAUCAAGAGGCUGCAGAGACGUCAACAAUGACAACAAGUAGUGUAACCGAUUAUCAAUCAGUGAUGAUGAUGAUGACGAGUAGCAGCAGUGGGGCAAAUUCCGAGGACGAUUUUCUAGGUUUAUUUCAUCCUGGGAACUGGGAACUCAUCAACCCAUCACCCUCCUUCUCAAAACCACAGUCAUUCUGCUACAUGAAUAAGCCACAUUAUCUCAUAAGUAACACUAGUACCACCUCCAAUAUCCAAGAAGAAAAGCCCAGUUCCCAUUUUCUGAACACUACAUCAAACACUAGUACCCGGGAAGAAAACCCUAGUUUGGUUUUCAUGGCGGCACCCACGGCCUAUCACCACCGUGAAUCCGGAGGCCUAAACCCUAUUAAUCCGGUUGUCAUCACAAGUACUACCUUAAUUUCUCAUAUUGAUCAAGACCACGAGGAUCCCGCCGGUUCAAAUCUCUUUCACAGAACAGUUCAAUUCUAGAAAGCUGAUUCUCUUGAUGUGAUGAUCAUCCCCCAGAUGAAUUAUGCCAACAAAAAUCAGUUAAAUUAAGUUCUGUUUUCUGUUUAAUUUGUAGAAGCAGAUCAAAUUUAUUUUUUGAGCCUCCAAAAACCUAGAUCCCCCCAUCAAGGGUAGCACUUAUUCAUGAAAUCGUUUCUUUUUGUCUUUAGGAGCUUCAUUUAUUAUUGUUAUCUACAAAAAAAAAAUUGUAUUGUAUUAUUUUCCCUGAUUUAUUAGUUUUAUCAUUUAUGUA
Molecule: messenger RNA, 1874 nt
Organism: Humulus lupulus (European hop)
Lineage: Eukaryota; Viridiplantae; Streptophyta; Magnoliopsida; Rosales; Cannabaceae
Product: transcription factor TCP12-like
Exons: 2
Coding region: 341-1603 (420 amino acids)
Biological process (GO): regulation of secondary shoot formation
Cellular component (GO): nucleus
Molecular function (GO): DNA-binding transcription factor activity; sequence-specific DNA binding
Source: RefSeq, a predicted model, not a curated record